Messenger RNA from Falco peregrinus (peregrine falcon), 1916 nucleotides. Its product is annotated as natural killer cell receptor 2B4-like. The record is from RefSeq and is a predicted model, not a curated record. Bases 379 to 1671 code for a protein of 430 amino acids. Lineage: Eukaryota; Metazoa; Chordata; Aves; Falconiformes; Falconidae. Gene Ontology annotation, biological process: natural killer cell activation involved in immune response. The transcript is spliced from 8 exons. Gene Ontology annotation, molecular function: MHC class I protein binding. Gene Ontology annotation, cellular component: external side of plasma membrane.
GGGAAUUGGGGUGGGAGACUGGGGCAGGAUCAGCCCCGGCUUUGCAUCAGCUGGGAGGCCCCUGGCCAGGCUGCUCCACUCCCCAGCUCCCUGACCCCACGGCAUGGUGGUCUUUGGGCUGAGCACUGCUCCCCAGGGGGCCAAAUUCUGCUGUUGGGGGCUGUCCCCUGCCUGUGGUCGGGGUGCUGGACACAUCUGCACAUCACAAACUGCUGCCAUGAAGCACCUGGUGCAGCUCCUCCUGAAGCGAGUUGCAAAGGGAAGGAAAAAAACCCCAAAAACCACUUCUCCCCACCCGCCCCCUGCUAAUUAAAAUUAGUUUCCUGAGGUCUGCAGCCACCCAGCCCUGCAGCUGAGCUCACCGGGGCAGCCACCAGCAUGUCCUCCCCCACGGGGACCUCAGCACCCAUCCUGGAAGAGGGGUGGCCUGGGGGGCAACAGGGUGGAGGAGACCACAUGGAAGUGGAGGAUGCGAAGGAACCGCAGGAGGGAGAGAAAGUCGCUGGUGGACAGUCACCAUCUCCGAGGGGUUCUGCACCUCCCUGGCUGCAGGGACCUUGCUCCAGUGCCACCAGGAGAUGCACCAGCAUGGGGGGACCCGGGUGCUCACCCGCAUUGUUGGUGCUGCUGUGCCUGGUGCUGCUGCCCGCUGCCAGUGACCAAGAAUGCGUGGAAUACCAGGAGCAAGCCGUGGCUGCUGGCAGAGUGUUGCAGCUGCUGCCGGAGAGACCCCCGCUGGAGUGGGCAAAAGUCGAAUGGAGAGCGCAGCUGGAUGCGGGACACCGGCAGCGGAUCCUGACGGCUGAGAAGAACAGCGUAGCCUCACCCCCCAGGGGUCACUUUUCUGGGAGAGCUGCUUUCCAGCAGGAGACCGUCUCCCUGCAGAUCAGCCCGGUUAGCGCGGCAGACGGUGGGACCUAUGAGGCAGGAUUUGAGGAUGCCUCAGGCUUGAUUACUGCCCUGUGCUUCCAGGUGUCGGUGUGGGAGCCCAUCGGCCAGCUGCUCCUGGAGGCACGCAUCCUGCACUGGGAGCAGGGCUGGUGCAACCUCUCGCUGCUCUGCACCGUGCCCAGCACCGGCAGCGUCUCCUACAGCUGGUCCUGCAGCGGGGAUGCCCUGGGAGCCCUGGGCCACCAGCCCCGGCUGCACCUGCAGCUCCGUGGGGAUGCCAACUCCACCGUCUGCCGCUGCAACGCCAGUAACGCGGUGAGCUGGGACACGGCCAGCACCGACGCCGGGGCAGCCUGCCGUGCUGCGGCCCCAGGGCUUUUCAGAAUCAUUCCAUGGGGGAUAGUGGCCGUGUCCCUGGGGCUGGCACUGGCCAUCUCUGUAGCCCUCGUUGUCACCUGCUACUGGUGGAGGAAGCGACGAAAGGACCCUCCAGGAGGAUGCGUUGAGCAGAGUCUGACUGUCUAUAACGAGGUGGGAAAAGCCGAAACUGCUCAAGACCCUAAUGGGACUGGUGAGGUCGCCCUGGAAGGAAACACCAUCUAUGCCGUCAUCUGCCCCAAAACACCGGGACCCAGCUGCCAUCGGGGGCCUGAAAACACCACCAUCUACUCCAUGGUUCAGCCCACUGGGAAGUCUUCUGUCAGGAGGAAAAGGCUGGACCCAGCUCUGUUUUCCACUGCCUACGUAGAUGUCAUGGACACUGGACUGGUGGGGAGAUGAGCCCUGGGUAUCUUCGAAGUUUGUUUGUUUUUUGGGGCUGCGAGGAAAGGGUGAAAGAUUUGGGAUGGGAACCUGUCUAGGGAGGGGACAGAUGUGAAAUUGGACAGGCAGCGCCAUGAAGAGAACACACGUAGUGUCCAUGUGUUCAGUGCCAGCGUGUGAUCUUGUGGGAUUUUGAGGUCUUGACAGGUUUGAUACGCUCAGGAAUUUAUUUUUUCGGUGCAAAUAAAAGCUGAAGUACAAUU